ACGAACACUGACGACUUUAUAGCCCACCACAGUCAUGAGCUGGUUCUUCAAUACCGAGUGAAAGUGAUGGGAAGAACUACCGCACGCUGUAUGUUUGCUAUUAGGAAUAAAUAGAGGCCUGGUACAUCAGAAUGAUGCCUUUUUUUCUUUUUACGCUGAGGCAAACUGAAGACGAGCCGCUGUAAUCAUUUGCUGCAGAAUUGUUUGGGCGCAGCGUUGCUUUCCUCUUUAAGGCGCUCCUGUCUUAUGGCAGUAAAUCAGAUUAGCAGUAGAAAAUGAAGUUCCUUCUUUUUACUUGGAAUCAAAGAAUGAGGUCUCUCCUCUUCACUUUCUGUUGCUUCUCAGACUGCUGUGCUGGCUUUCGACUUGAUGAACCAUAAGGGAGCCAAUGACCUCAACCAUCUUGCCUCUAAACUCUUCCACCUGAUUCUGGGACAUUGUUUUCCAAAUCCAGUUAUUUGCUCAACAAUGGUCUGCAGUUGUACGUUUCUUGAGAACUUCUCUUCACUACAGAUUUUCCUUCCACUCAAUGUUGUGGUUAUAUAUUUCGUUGUGAGUCUGGACGCCCCAGAGGUUCUGGAGGCGAGCGGCCAUGUUGGAGGAAACGUCUCCAUCCACUGCUUCAGUAGCUGGUCUCCAGUCAACGUUUCUGAGCUCCACAGCGCGCAUUUCUGCAAAGGCGUCUGCUCCGGCGAAAACGCCAUCAUUCAGAUGGAGAUGACGAGCUCUGCCGUGACAUGGGACGGGAGAUACAGCAUGGAGUCCAAUGGAGGAGACGGCGGGGCCUUCACUGUCACAAUAAACCGGCUGAGGGCAGCCGAUGCUGGGAGCUACCUCUGUGGAAUGGCAAGAACCUUGAACGUCACGUACCAGGAAGUUAGACUAAAAGUUGUAGAUGCUUUCACUGUUCCAGCUGGAUCCUCUCUAACUCCGAGUACCGUCCUGCAGACGGGGCUACUCUCUCCCAGAGGUGGCUUUCCGUCAAGCAGCGGCGCAUCCGACGUACCAAUCACGCUGCCACCUUCAGGGAGGAAGAGAACACAGAAAGAAGCAAACAACGUCACAGACAAAAUGGUUGUCAUAAUCGUCUCUGGUAGCCUGGCUUUUCUGGUUUGUGCCAUUAUUCCUCUGAUAUUCUACAAACACUGGCGGAACAUGGGCGGUGAGAACAGACUGUCGGCGAGCAAAAACGAGGACGACUGCUGUCAGGAAAACGUAGAUGCUGCCUGCACUCAGGUCGCGGUUGGGGUUCAGACUUCAGAAGAAGACGAUCAUCCAGGAUCUGGUGCAGACGAUGGCCUCCGGUAUGCGGCUGCGUACGAGGGGCUGGAUCCCAGAAGCCUCGAUUGAGCAGGAAUUACUCUUUCUGUGCAGCUUUUUAUUUCAAAAACCGCUCUCUGUAUUUUCAGCAAAAAUAAUAAACAUCUCUUUGAAUAUUUGUGUUCCAUAUAAAGUUUUAGAUUUUGGAGAGUGACAACUGGGGCAAACAAAAUAUCGAGAUCUACACAAAGAGGCAUGUUAUUCAGUAUUGACAUGGCAAUAAGCACCGCAAUUAAAAGUUGACAAAAAGACCAGCAGAGGGCGCCACACAAGAGUUGCAUAACUUAACAUGUCUGCUUUAGAAUAAGAGUAUUUAAAAAUGUUGUUCAGCGAUUCUUUCAGUUUCAUAAGGUUUAUGAGGCUUAGAGCUAAAUAAAGUGAGCUAUUUGACAA
Messenger RNA from Xiphophorus couchianus (Monterrey platyfish), 1713 nucleotides. RefSeq lists its product as uncharacterized. NCBI's taxonomy places the organism in Eukaryota, Metazoa, Chordata, Actinopteri, Cyprinodontiformes, Poeciliidae. The coding region runs from base 370 to 1350 and encodes 326 amino acids. The record is from RefSeq and is a predicted model, not a curated record. Gene Ontology annotation, molecular function: transmembrane signaling receptor activity. The transcript has 7 exons. Gene Ontology annotation, cellular component: plasma membrane.